UCCCCCGCCCGCCCUCUCGCCAAGAUGGCGGCGCCGGCGGCGGGUUUCUGAGGGAAGCUGUUGCUGGCAGGGAGGAAGCGAAGUCCUGGCGAGCGCCGGGAAAGAAAGAGGAGACGCCUCGGCCCCGAGUCCCUCUCACUGCCUGGCCCUCACCUCCUCGGCCCUCCAGAAGGAUGGUAAAAUGACCCAAGCGGGGAAGAAGAAGAAAAGGGCUGCUAACCGCAGCAUCCUGCUGGCCAAGAAAAUCAUCAUUAAGGACGGCGGCACGCCUCAAGGAAUAGGUUCACCUAGUGUCUACCAUGCUGUGAUAGUUAUAUUUCUGGAGUUUUUUGCUUGGGGACUCUUGACAGCACCUACCCUAGUGGUGUUGCAUGAAACCUUCCCAAAGCAUACAUUUUUAAUGAAUGGACUAAUCCAAGGAGUAAAGGGCCUACUGUCUUUCCUAAGUGCUCCUCUAAUUGGGGCUCUGUCUGAUGUUUGGGGCCGAAAAUCCUUCCUGCUGCUAACAGUAUUUUUUACAUGUGCACCAAUUCCACUAAUGAAGAUCAGCCCAUGGUGGUACUUUGCUGUUAUCUCUGUCUCUGGAGUUUUUGCAGUUACCUUUUCAGUGGUGUUUGCUUAUGUAGCAGAUAUAACCCAAGAACAUGAAAGAAGUAUGGCUUAUGGCUUGGUUUCAGCAACUUUUGCUGCAAGUUUGGUUACCAGCCCUGCCAUUGGUGCCUACCUGGGUCGAGUGUAUGGCGACAGUUUGGUGGUGGUCCUAGCUACAGCUAUUGCAUUGCUGGAUAUUUGUUUUAUCCUUGUUGCCGUACCAGAGUCAUUGCCAGAAAAGAUGAGGCCUGCAUCAUGGGGAGCACCGAUUUCUUGGGAACAAGCUGACCCAUUUGCGUCUUUAAAGAAAGUUGGUCAAGAUUCCAUAGUGCUGCUGAUCUGCAUAACAGUCUUUCUUUCAUACCUCCCUGAGGCAGGCCAAUAUUCCAGCUUCUUCUUGUACCUCAGACAAAUAAUGAGAUUCUCACCAGAAAGUGUUGCUGCAUUUAUAGCAGUUCUUGGGAUUCUUUCCAUUGUCGCACAGACAAUAGUUUUGAGUUUACUUAUGAGGUCAAUUGGAAAUAAAAAUACCAUCCUGCUGGGUCUGGGAUUUCAAAUACUGCAGCUUGCGUGGUAUGGUUUUGGCUCAGAACCAUGGAUGAUGUGGGCAGCAGGGGCUGUUGCAGCCAUGUCUAGCAUCACAUUUCCUGCUGUUAGUGCACUUGUUUCACGGACUGCUGAUGCUGAUCAACAGGGCGUUGUUCAAGGAAUGAUAACAGGAAUUAGAGGACUGUGUAAUGGCUUGGGACCAGCACUUUAUGGAUUUAUAUUCUACAUUUUCCAUGUGGAAUUGAAUGAACUUCCAGUGACUCAGAAUGACUUAGGACCCACACAACACCAUUCACAGCAGAACUCCAUCAUUCCUGGUCCCCCGUUCUUAUUUGGAGCGUGCUCUGUAUUACUAGCUUUGCUUGUUGCCUUGUUUAUUCCUGAACACACCAACUUAAAUGUUCGAUCUAGCAACUGGAAAAAACACUGUGGUGGGCAUGGCCAUCCACAUAGUCCACAAGCCCCUGGGGAGGCCAAAGAACCUUUAUUACAAGACACAAAUGUAUGACAACAGAACUCAAGGACUCCUAGAGCGAGUUUCUUAUUUUUAUUCUUUUUCAUCUGCAGUUGUGGAUGCACAUUCCGUUUCCAUUGAAAGUGUCAUUUCUUAAGGUGGACUUAAGAAAUUUAUCUCUUUGCAUGAAAACAGUAAGAACCACAAACAGGAAGAAACUCCAAAGAAGUUACAACUUAUUUCAUUUUUUAAAAACACCUCUGUUUAGGAUUUUUGCCAUAAAGUCCUAUUGGAAUAUUAAAUCUUUAUAUCUUAAUUUUGAAACAAAAUUAUAUAUAUUCAAGGUAUCAGCAUGUGUUCCUGCAUCAGUUUUCUGAAGGUGUUAUGCUUUAUUCUCUUCAUGCUGGUCUCAGUGAGACACAUAUUGGCAGGAUUAAGGUACCCAUUUAUUUUAUCUAUAAAAUCUUGGGUCACAUGAAUUCAAAGCCUUAACAUAGAUGCACUUGACCAAGACAGUGAAUUAGGUGGACCUUGGACUUUCAAAUCAGUGUCUGGCAGGUCUUUUAAAAAUAACUAACACAAUCAUGUGUUGAAAACACAUCCUGAGCAGUACACACUCCUUUAAGUGCAUUAUUCUGCUAAUCUUUAUUCUAUGAAUUAAGUAUAGUAUCAAGAUGUAGUACUUAAAUUAGUGGGUAGUGUGAGCCUAGAUUUUGUUACUGGCUCCUGAAGUCUACCUUCCUGAAUACAAUUUGAUACCACUAUGCUUUGGAUGUUUUACAUAAGGACCUCAAAACUUGAAUAUACAAACUCUAAGCUGAUAACCUUGAAGAUGUCAGUGUGCUCUAUGCUGGAUUGCCUCUUCUAUUACUUGACAGGGUCAGAGGGUAUUGAGUAUGGCUAAGGACAGAUUUGCCUACUCCCAUUUUUGAGUGAAGUCUUGUAGGGUAAGAGAUGAUUGGUAGAGUCUUUUGACUAGUAAUUGAAGUGGCAAUCUUUACUCUAUAGUGGCCUUCCAGGACUGUCACAAGUAACACUUCAAAGCCAAGGGUUAGUCCUGCAGUGUCAGGACCACAGUAUAGGAGAGAGCUUUAUACAAUUACUGAUGUGAAUUUCUCUAAAAGUGUAUAUUUUUGUGUCCAGUUGUAUUAUUUAAGUGUUCCUUUGUAUAAAAUGUGUAUAAAGUAUUGUAUAGUUCAAAA
This is a messenger RNA of Pogona vitticeps (central bearded dragon), 2796 nucleotides long. Lineage: Eukaryota; Metazoa; Chordata; Lepidosauria; Squamata; Agamidae. The record is from RefSeq and is a predicted model, not a curated record.